GUCGAGGGUUAAUACGACUGACGCUCUGCAGAAAUGGCCGGGAUUAAAGGAAAACUUGUCUGAGUCUGAGGGUUGUCGCCUUGGUCUUUUCCAGUUAUUUGUGUAUUUUUACUGCUACGUCUCUGUCAUGCAUGAUGAAUCAAGUGAUCCGUCACAUGUGAUUGCUCGCUUAGUACGAGUUAGGCUCCCCGCUUUAGCGAGUGAACAUUUGGGAAACAAUGUAAACUGUGUUAUUCCCUCGAGGUGUGAGCUCAUUAUGCGUGUGCAUGCCCAUAAGGCUUCGCGUUUGUAAUGUUUCCACUUACUUGGUAUAUUUCCCAAAUAUCUUUCUUUGGUAUUACAUUUUCCGCCGCUUUUUCAGUUUUUGUUGAGGAUAUUAUGUGGCAUAUCUCUGUGCUUGUACCAUACGUGCAUUAGCUCCGCCAAUCAAGUACCACUAUAAAUGAUUGAAGCACUUAAACUUCAGCUACCUUUAUAAAUCUAUAUGACAUCAAAAUUUUAUGUUAAGUAUGUAUGGUUUUAAAUGAAGUAUUUUAAAAUGGCUAUUUUCACUGCUUUCAUAUUGAAUCACAUUAACACCUCUUUAAAAUGUUAUAUUUGUGAUGAUUUUUUGCACUGAACUGGACUCUCCACUGGAAAUAUGUUGCCCGUUCCCUGUUUCUUGGUAGCUCUCAUCAGCCUGUCCUUUGGAGGAGCCAUUGGACUGAUGUUCCUCAUGUUGGGAUGUGCACUUCCAGAGUAUAAUAAGUACUGGCCCUUGUUUGUCCUCUUUUUCUACAUCCUGUCUCCUAUCCCAUACUGCAUCUCACGGAGGGUUGUGGAUGACAUGGAUGCAGCCAGCAGCGCUUGCAAAGAGCUGGCCAUUUUCCUCACGACAGGAAUAGUGGUUUCUGCCUUUGGCCUGCCAAUUAUUUUUGCAAGAUCUACAGUGAUUGAGUGGGGCGCGUGUGCGCUGGUGUUAACAGGAAACACCAUCAUCUACGUAACGAUUCUGGGCUUCUUCCUGGUCUUUGGGUCCAAUGACGAGUUCAGCUGGCAGCAAUGGUAAAAGUUACAUGCGGAGCAGAAACCUCGCAAGUUUGGAAUAUGUACUUUUUGUAAAGAUUAUUAUUUUUGUUAUCAAAUUAACCAGCCAUCCGUAAUGCACAGAAGAUCCGUGCAAUAACCUGCAUCUGCUUAAAUGUCACUCAGAAUCCCCAAAAAAGAUUCUUAUCUCUGACAGCUGUGUGUUUUGGGGAUAUUUAAAUUUCUGUGUUUUACACGUGAUGAACAUAAAGAGAAAUUCAGGUUCACAAGUCGCAAAUGUUUGUCUGGCUAGUGCCUCAGGACGGCAGUACACUUUAUGCCUAUUAACUUAUUACUAAGUUGAAGAGCUUUAUAUUUGAAGGCAGGUAAUGACAGUAAUCCAGAUGUGUGGUAUUCUGUGUAAAUGGCCCUCCCUUUUCUGUGAGGAAGGUGCUCGAACGCUUCAAUUAAAGCAACAAAAAGGCUAAAUAUGGAUUUUAUUUGAAGUGCUGUUUUCUUUUCCAUAUGUUUAUUGUCCUGGGGAUCUGCAGUAUUAUGCAAUAGAUGUGGAAGGUCUAAUGAUAAUGUUUUAUCCAUGCAUGUUAUUCUGUAAACUGCAGAUUUGUUGAGGGUGGGGAUAUUGGUCAAUUAAUAUUUUAAAAUAUUCAGUGUGAUUUAUGAUGUGUGUACUUGGAAGGAAAAUGAAGUAUAGAGGUCACUUUUGUAUGCGGUUAAUACUGAUAAAAUGCAUUCCGGUCUUCUGUGAAAGUCUUGUUUAAUCACUUUAUACACCCACAUUAAAUCCAUUUCUCAGAAAAGCAGUGAUGCCAGGUGAUGUACAACAUAAAAUUGCACAGCACUUGAGCUUAAUUGUUGUCAUAUUAUUAUUAUUAUUUAUUAUUAUUAUUAUUAUUAUUAUUAUUAUUAUUAUUAUUAUUAUUAUUAUUAUUAUUAUUUCUGACAAGGUUGGGUAUGUAGCACUGGUUCAAGACUGCUAAGCCUACUGAGCUCCAGGACUGGAAACAUUUGAGUCAUGCCCUCUUCCGGCCUGUGGCAUGUUUCAUGAAGCAGGAUUUCUUGCUUAGCCAAAUAGCUUGUUAGAUUUAAGGUAGUCUUUGCUAAAUGGACUGUACAUUUGUUCACAUACAACUAGCCCAGGCUGCCUUAAAUCCGAAAAGUUAUAUGGCUAAGAAAGGAAUCCUGCCUUGUGAAACAGGCUCCUGAAUAAUAGAUAAUACUUGAUUUGCAUCUUGUAAAAUUCUUUCAAUGUUUUCAAGUUCUGGUGGUUGUUCUGUGAGUUCUGAUGUUAGGAUGUGUUAGAAAGUUAAUCGUUGAAAUGCUUAGAAUGUAUUUAAAAGCACUGACAUGAAUCUUGCAACCAUUUUCUUUUUUAACUUAUCUGUGUUGAAUUGUAUUUGUCUGUCCAUAGAUUAUUUGUAUUAAAUCCUACCAGAUGAUGCAGUUUGCAUCAUGUUAGUUUUAUGUUGUCUCAUUCCUGAUGACCAUUAUGCUUUUACUAUAAAUAUGUUAUAAAUAUUUUGCUUAAGAUUCAAAAAGACUUUGGACUUGUAUUGUAACAAAUAAACAUCAAACAAAUUUUACCACUGUAAACAAAA
Paramormyrops kingsleyae is the source of this 2621-nucleotide messenger RNA. The record is from RefSeq and is a predicted model, not a curated record. NCBI's taxonomy places the organism in Eukaryota, Metazoa, Chordata, Actinopteri, Osteoglossiformes, Mormyridae.